AUGGACGGACUGUCGUCUGCAGCCAGUGUUAUUGCCGUUAUCCAACUGGCGGGUAGUAUUGUGGCAACUUGUGGAGGUUAUAUUAAAGGCGUGAAGGAUGCGAGGGAGGACAUUAUUCGCCUUCAGCAUGAGGUCGUUGGUCUCAAAUGCGUCCUUGAGAAGCUCGAAGAUCUACUUCAUGGUUCCAACGGAUUCAAGCUAUCCACCUCCCGAACAUUGGUCGACGGAAUCAACAGAUGCCUUGAAGCCCUUAAGGACUUAGAAGACAAAAUUGAUCCAGGGAAAGGGAGAAAAUUGAUGAGAAGACUUGGACGCCGAGCACUAGAGUGGCCUAUCAAACGCACUGAGGUGGAAAGAGUGGUGACAGAUCUCGAGAGGUUCAAAGGGCUAUUCACCCUAUCCCUGCAGGUUGAUCAGACUACCUUCACAAUGUGCAUGGCUCAAACCACCGAGCUUAUGGACCAGAACCUGCACCUAGCAAAGCUGCCAGUUGCGCGUGGGGCUGAGUUCGAUUCGUAUGCCGAUCAACAUGAAGAGGAAUGUUUACCAGGCACCAGAACAGAGAUUUUGCGGCAAAUUGCGGAAUGGGCGAUGUCGCCGGAGGGCAGAUGCAUCUUCUGGUUAAAUGGCAUGGCUGGGACUGGAAAAUCAACAAUCUCCAGAACUAUAUCGAGACACUUUCAACGAGACAGGAUAUUGGGUGCAAGCUUUUUUUUCAAGAGGGGAGAAGGAGACCGAGGAAACCCUAUGAGACUUAUUCCGACAAUCACGAAACAACUUGUCCUCAGAAUUCCUCAGCUGUUACCUGGUGUACAGGAUGCAAUCCAAAACAACCCUGAAAUCGCCGGAAAGUCGCUAAAGGAGCAAUUUGACAAAGUACUUCUUCAACCACUACUGGACUUGAAGCCGUUCGAUCAGAAAAUUCCGACCUUAGCGAUAGUGAUCGACGCAUUGGAUGAAUGUGAAAACGACAAUGACAUACAAGUUAUACUUCAGUUGUUACCACAGCUACAAAAGCCAACUGCGUUGUAUUUACGAAUUCUCUUGACAAGCAGGCCUGAAGUACCCAUUCGUUUAGGAUUCUCAAGGAUAGAGAAUCGUGACUAUCAGGGUCUUGCUCUCCAUGAAAUUCCUGUAGCAAUUGCGGAGAAAGACAUAUCUAUGUUCCUGGAAGAACGGCUCGCAAAUAUCAGACUUACGAGAGAUGUGCCCCAGGGCUGGCCCAGCGAUGGCAAUUUCGAAAGCUUACUGAAAAUGUCAAGCCCAUUAUUCAUUUCCGCAGCCACUGCGUGUCGAUUCAUUGAAGAUUUGAAGUGGGAGCCAGCUGUACGCCUUCAAGAACUUCUACAGAACCAAGCAAAAUACGCGUCAAAAAUGGAAAAAAUAUACAUGCCAAUUCUCACACAGCUCCUUGAUGAUCAAGAAGAUGAUGAUUCAGAAUUAUUGCUGAAACAAUUUCAGAAGGUAGUCGGUGCCAUUGUCCUUCUUGCUACUCCGCUUUCUGUCAAUACGCUCUCCCGGCUUCUCGGUAUUCGAGCACGAGCUAUCAGUCAUCACUUGGACUUCUUUCGGUCUGUUCUCAGCAUACCCAGUGACGGAGACCUGCCAGUUAGGAUUCUACAUUUAUCGUUUCGAGACUUCUUGGUUAACUCCAAGAGUAAGUUUCGCGUGGAUGAGCAAAAGACAAACGAAGAUAUCGCCGCCUACUGUUUUACCACCAUGCGCAGUCACCUAAAAAAGGACAUCUGCAAUCUGGUUAGCUAUGGGAAACAUCGAGCAGAUAUCGAUGCCCACUCUAUACACCAUCAUCUACCAUCAGAAUUACAAUACUCCUGUCGUUACUGGGCACAUCAUCUUUUGCAAACUGCAGAUCCUAUCACCGAGAUGAAUAAUGCCUUUUCAUUUCUCCAGCGGCACUUCUUACACUGGAUGGAAGCAAUGAGUGUCUUGGGUCUCGCAUCUGAGGUUGUUGGUACUCUCAACUCCCUCUUGUCGGCCAUGAAUUUGCCAAGGGUUAAGGAGAACUGGGGCUCAGAACUCCAGACUCUCGAGGGCCAUUCGGAUGUGAUUCAUUCAGUGGCAUUCUCGCCCGAUGGCCAGCUCUUGGCGUCCGGGUCAAGUGACAAGACAGUCUGUGUUUGGCAUGCCCUGACUGGCGCUCUGCGGCAGACUCUCGAGGGCCACUCGGAUGCCGUUCAGUCGGUGGCAUUCUCGCCUGAUGGCCAACUCUUAGUGUCCGGCUCGGGUGACAAGACAAUUCGGAUCUGGGAGCUCGCAACGGGCGCCUUGCAGCAGACUCUCGGGGGCCAUUCAAGUGAGGUUUGGUCGGUGGCGUUCUCGCAUAAUGGCCAGCUCUUAGGGUCUGGCUCUUUUGAUAAAACAGUUCGACUUUGGGAUACCGCGACGGGUGAGCUCAAGCAGACUCUUGAGGGCCAUUCCAAUUGGGUUCUAUCAAUAGCAUUCUCACACGACAGUCAAAUCCUGGCAUCAGGCUCGCGUGAUGGGACUCUGCAUCUCUGGAAUACCGCAACGGGCGCCCUGCUGCAGACCCUCGAGGGCCAUUCAAGUGAUGUUUGGUCGGUGGCGUUCUCGCAUAAUGGCCAGCUCUUGGCGUCUGGCUCUUUUGAUAAGACAGUUCGACUCUGGGAUACCGCGACAGGCGCCCUAAUACGGUGUCUCGAGGGCCAUGCGCACGUAGUUCAAUCGGUGGCAUUCUCGCCUGACGGCCAACUCCUAGUUUCCGGUUCCGGCGAUAAGACAGUCCGGGUCUGGGGGACCGCCACCGGCGCCCUACAGCAGACUCUCGGGGGUCAUUUUGAUUGGGUUCAGUCGGUGGCAUUCUCUCCGAACAAACUGAUUUUAGCGUCUGGUUCGUUUGAUAAAACAAUCCGGCUUUGGGAUAUCACCAUGGGUGAAAAUACAGAGGAUUUUGAGGGCCAUUCGAAUAUGGUCCAAAACGUAGUAUUUUCACCCGACGGUCGGCACUUGGCAUCUGGCUCUUUCGACACAACAGUGCGGCUUUGGGAGAUAACCACCGGCUCCCUCCAGCUGACAAUAGAGGGCCACACUGAUGGGGUUCAUUCGUUGGCAUUUUCACCUGACGGCCAGCUCUUGGCGUCCGGUUCAGGUGACAAGACAGUCCGUGUUUGGCAUACUAUGACUGGCUCCCUGCGGCAGACACUCGAGGGUCAUUCGGAUACCGUUCAAUCGGUGGCAUUCUCACCAGAUGGCCGUCACCUGGCAUCAGGCUCUUUCGACAAGACAGUGCGGCUUUGGGAUAUAACUACGGGUUCCAUCCAGCAGACUCUCUCAAGUCAUUCGGAUGCGGUUCAAUCAGUGGUAUUCUCACCUAAUGGUAAGCUUUUAGCAUCAGGCUCUUUUGACAAGACCGUUCGACUCUGGGAUUCUGCGAAGGGAACUCUGAGGCAGACACUCCGAGGUCAUCUAAGUACGGUUCAUUCGGUGGCAUUUUCGCCAGACGGCCAGUUCCUGGCUUCCAGCUCAAGUGACAAGUCUGUACGACUCUGGAGUACCUUAACAGGCGCUCUACGGCAGAAUCUGAUGGUUCAUGGAGUAGUCACCAAGCUGCAAUUUUCUCAAGAUGGGACAUUCAUAACAACAAACCUCGGGUCACUUAAUAUCCAUUCCAAAAGUAUGAUCCACGCCCCACUUCGAAAAUAUCUCGAUAUAUCUAUACAGGACCGCCAGUGGAUCUGCAUCAAUGGUCAAAAGAUGCUGUGGCUUCCUCCUGAGUUUCGACCCACCUGUUCGGAGGUCAAGGAAGUUACUCUGGCCUUGGGGCAUGCGUCAGGACGGGUUUCAUUGAUAGAAUUUAAUGAUUAG
Molecule: messenger RNA, 3843 nt
Organism: Penicillium diatomitis
Lineage: Eukaryota; Fungi; Ascomycota; Eurotiomycetes; Eurotiales; Aspergillaceae
Exons: 3
Coding region: 1-3843 (1280 amino acids)
Molecular function (GO): protein binding
Source: RefSeq, a predicted model, not a curated record